Lucilia sericata (common green bottle fly) is the source of this 371-nucleotide messenger RNA. RefSeq names its product heterogeneous nuclear ribonucleoprotein A1-like. The record is from RefSeq and is a predicted model, not a curated record. Lineage: Eukaryota; Metazoa; Arthropoda; Insecta; Diptera; Calliphoridae. Bases 51 to 371 code for a protein of 106 amino acids. The transcript has a single exon.
AGUCCAAACAUAUCAAGUGUAAUUUGUGAAGAAUACGUAAAAGAAAUAUCAUGCGUCUUUUGUUACUACUCGCCUUAAUAGGCCUUGUUGUGGUGACAAUGGCAAUACCACCUUUUCCGGAGAAUAAGUAUAAGCAACAACAAAUAACUCUGUAUGAUGUUGCCGAUGCUGGAGAUUUACAUUCCAAUGAAGCCGUACGUCUAGCUCGUCAUUGGGGCGGAGGAUGGGGAGGCGGCUGGGGUGGUGGAGGAUGGGGAGGUGGAUGGGGUGGUGGAUGGGGAGGAGGAGGAUGGGGUGGCGGAGGAUGGGGACAUGGUGGAUGGGGUCACGGUGGCUGGGGACAUGGCGGAUGGGGUGGUGGAUGGGGAUAA